Molecule: messenger RNA, 999 nt
Organism: Closterium sp. Yama58-4
Lineage: Eukaryota; Viridiplantae; Streptophyta; Zygnematophyceae; Desmidiales; Closteriaceae
Source: the annotation of a GenBank genome assembly
AUGGCUACUCCCGCUGUUCUUACCUUCGAUGCUGAGGGUCGUGCGAUCGACUUUGAGGUCUGGCUGGAUGAUAUGCAGCUUUUCCUGCAGUGUGAUAGCAAAGAUGAGCUCUUACUGUUCGAUCUCACAUCUGGUGCCUCUACUGCCCCUGCUGCUGAUGCUGACAGCACUACUCGCUCCCGCUGGAACACACGCGAUGCUGCUGCCCGCCUUGCUGUGCGCAGUCACCUGCCCCCCGCUGAGCGCGCGCACUUUAGUCAAUACAAAACUGCUAAGGCCCUGUACGACGCUGUCGUUGCAUGCUACUCCUCCCCUGCCUCUGCUGCCCUUAGUCGCCUCAUGCUGCCGUACCUUUUCCCUGACCUCGCUGCCUUUGCUACAGUCGCUGACCUCAUUACGCACCUCCGCACUAGUGACACCCGCUACCGUGCUGCGCUUCCUGCUGAGGGUGCUCCCCCGUUCCCCUUUUGCCCUCUGUUGCCUCUGCUGCUGCUGUCGACCUCCUUGGCACUGAGUCGGUCGGCGCUGCGUCUGCCCCUAGCGGGAGGCGCCGCAACAGCAAGGGUAAGGGGGGCAAGGGAGCUGGAGGAGCUGGCGGGGGUGGUGGUGGUGGCGGUGGAGGCGGCGGAGGGGGUGGGGGUGGAGGUGGGAGUGGUGGCAGAGGUGGGGGCUCUGGUGGCAGCGGUGGAGGCGGAGGCAGCGGCGGCGGCGGCGGUGGGAGUGGAGGAGGUGGCGGUGGCGGCGGUGGCGGCGGUGGCGGCAGUGGCGGUGGCGCUGGUCGAAGUGGCUCCGCGCAGCGAGGAGGCUUCGGUGGUGGCCAGCGUCAGCAGCAGCAGCGCUCUCGUGAGGCCCCGCCACCCCAGCAGCUUCACCAGUGGUACGCUGGGCGUCAGCGGCCUGGGGGUGCUGGUCCCUGUACCUACGUCCUCCGUACUGGUGACCGCACUGGGGAGCCGUGUGGCGGCCCGCACACCACUCAGCGCUGCUUCGGCCGCCUGA